Messenger RNA from Rubroshorea leprosula, 695 nucleotides. NCBI's taxonomy places the organism in Eukaryota, Viridiplantae, Streptophyta, Magnoliopsida, Malvales, Dipterocarpaceae. The record is from the annotation of a GenBank genome assembly.
CUUAUUGCUGCUAUCUUUUUAACAGAGCAAACAAUAUAUUGCUUCAAAUGUAAACUUGCAAGUUGGAUGCUACGCAAUUGUGAUGUUGCAGUAAAUGAUUUUCAUUCAGGACAAGGAAUGACCCUCACUAAUGCUGUAUUGAUUGGAAUGAGGCCAAGGUUUUGUAGCACAUCCAUAUCUAAGGUUUGCUUCCCUUAAUGUGUUAUGUUCCUAAGAAAUUCUCAUUAAUAUCUCAUGAAAUAAUUCUCUCCCAGGAAACCUCAUGGCCUCAUCUGUCAUGCCUAUGCUUCUAUUUAACAUUUGCCACUUCAGUCAUUCAAUUCUUAAAUUCUUAGCACUACUUGCAUUAUAUUUAAGGAACACUUAUACUGUUUCCUUGGGGAAAAAACCCUCUUAUCCUGCUUCUUUCUUUGUCUAUAUCCAUUUUUUUUUUUUUUGUUCGGCGUUUGGGUUUAGUUAUUGAACUGAAUAUGUAGGUCCCCAGGGCUUGCUGCUAUGCAUUACCAUUCACUUGAGACUGUUGAUUCCUGAGGUGCUUUCCCUCUUUCUCUUCUAAUUCCAUAUUCAAACUUCUUCUUUCUUUGUCUGUAUCUUUCAUUUUGUUCUAUAGUCUGUAGUUCGAGUUUAAUUAUUAAACGAAAUAUGUAUGUCCCCAAGACAAGGGCUUGUUGCCAUGCAUUACGAGAUUGUUGAUU